Molecule: messenger RNA, 699 nt
Organism: Arachis duranensis
Lineage: Eukaryota; Viridiplantae; Streptophyta; Magnoliopsida; Fabales; Fabaceae
Exons: 2
Coding region: 1-699 (232 amino acids)
Source: RefSeq, a predicted model, not a curated record
AUGUUGCAGGAAGCAACAAAAGCAAAUUAUGGAUUUAGACCUAGUUACAGGAAGGUCUGGAUGGCAAAGCAGAAGGCAAUAGCACAUAUAUAUGGAGAUUGGGAAGACUCGUAUGCCGAGUUGCCACGUUUGAUGUUUUGGGUUCAAUCCACCAUGGUAGACACGGUUGCAGUGUUGAAGACUUCUCCGGUUAGAGUUGGGAAUCAAGUCGAUGAAUCUACAUUCUACUUUCAUCGUUUUUUCUGGACAUUUCUAUCUUGCAACGAGGCCUUUCAGCAUUUAUGGAGGUACUUUGCUACUGGCUAUAGCGCAAGACAAAACUCGAACAUCUUGCCGAUAGUGUUCGCACUUGUGGAGGAAGAAAAUGCGGAGUCGUGGUCUCUUUUCUUGUCCAAUCUACGACAGCAUGUGACGCCACAGAAAUGUAUUCUUGUUAUCUCCGACAGACAUAACGGCAUUGAGGUUGCCCUUGAGGCCCCUGAUAGUGGUUGGCUACCUCCACGUGCUUAUCGAGCAUUCUGUAUUCAUCAUGUGGCGGCAAAUUUUAACCUGAGCUUCAAAGGUCAAGACGCGAGAAGGCUAUUGGAGAAUGCUGCAUAUGCGAAGACCGAGACAGAGUUUGAUUACUGGUUUGACAUUAUGUGGACUGAGAACCCGACUAUGUGUGAUUGUGCCAACCGAAUGAAAUAUGACAAGUAG